Zootoca vivipara (common lizard) is the source of this 4935-nucleotide messenger RNA. RefSeq names its product vitamin D receptor (gene VDR). Gene Ontology annotation, cellular component: nucleus. NCBI's taxonomy places the organism in Eukaryota, Metazoa, Chordata, Lepidosauria, Squamata, Lacertidae. Gene Ontology annotation, molecular function: vitamin D response element binding; nuclear receptor activity; zinc ion binding. Gene Ontology annotation, biological process: cell differentiation; multicellular organism development; positive regulation of transcription by RNA polymerase II. The record is from RefSeq and is a predicted model, not a curated record.
AACAGCGAUCCGGAACGGAUCGCGUUCGUAACCCGGGGUAUUACUGUACCUUUCAAGUGGGGAGUGGGCGGGGGAUCCUUGCUAUGAGAUGAGAUGGCCAGCAGGUGGUGUGUCUAUUUGUUUUUACUUGCUUAAAACAAUAGGCAUUUGGCAGCCCUAGGGUUGAGGCCAUGGUUCAGGGCAUGUAAGAGUCCUCCUGGAUUUGCAUUUUUGCCCCUCAGCUGCUGGUAUAUAAAACUGUACAAAGAAGUGCUUUGCAGUUUGCCAAGUGCUUUGCAGUUUGCCAAGUCCCUCAUCAAACACUAUAUGAUGAAAAGGUGUAGGAGACACACAGAGACAUGAGCCAUCAUGGAAGUAGCUGAGUUAUGAGAUAAUGAAAUAGACAGGCUUGCUUCUGCUAAAAUAAACCCAGCAGGAGUUAACAAUGUAUGUGUGAAUGGGUACACAACCUCAGUUGUGUGAAUUAAGCAAUGAAGGAUGUCAGAUGACCCAAACAGGACAUUGUUAGACCUUUGCCCAGGCACUCUUCAGUGAAAUGCAGACUUUCAGAAAUGGAGCACUAAAUGAUAGUGACAGAUCACUCUGCGCAUUAUGGACUGUGUUGUUCCUUGUGUUAUCAAUAGUCUAUUUGCAUGAAAAGCCAACUAUAUGGCCCCUUAACAUUUUCUGGGCAUUCUUUCAAGGGCUGGAUAAAUGUUUCAGAUUUCUGUGCACCACUAUCAGAUCUUAUAUGCAGUCUACAUCGAGAUGAAAAUAUGUUUGAAGAAAUAUGAGGCUAAGGCCCAAACUACAUGUUACAUAUAGUUGUGUGUAAGUUAAAAAUAAUAACAAAUAGCAGUAAUGGAAAACAGCUGAAGGGGAAAGGGUGGAGAAUGCAGCCGAAGCAGAAAGAGUUAACUUAGUUAAGUACACCCUCAUACUUGCUGGUACUCUGCUCAAGAUUGCAGUCUCCAGCAGCCACUUUUGGUUAAAAAAACAAAUAACAAAGAGGGAAGGAACUGUGUUCAUUUUAAACUCCACCACCACACUUUCCAAUAAACCUUUGCAGUAACAGAUAGGAUAAUUGAGCAGUUUAGACCCCAGUGUGCUGCAUAUACCGAAGAAGCAUAGCGACAAGAAAAUACACGCAGAGCCAAAUAGCUUAAGCUGACUUGUGCAAUGAGCCAAACCACAUGCUACAGGGGAAAGCAAAAUGAAAAGCAAAAUCCCUUCAAGGUCCCUAACCUAUCUGACCUUGGGGAAAGUAAGUCUUUCUUGAUUGGAUAAAGCAGUCAUUCAGACCCCAGAGGAAGGAAGGAAGGUGGGGGAAAACAUUUAAAACUCAUGCAAAGGGGAAACUCCAGUGUUCCACAACUAAGGCCAUAUCCAGUGUAAGGCUAUUGAUCAGAAGUAAUCAGCCGUGUAUGAUCAUGGCCAGAUGAGCCGAAGGAAUAUGCAGAGAUACACUUGACAAUCUAUUGGAGCCUGGUGGUGGUGGUGGUGGUUUUUACUUUUAUGCUUUUGAGCAGGCAUCCCCAAACUGCGGCCCUCCAGAUGUUUUAGCCUACAACUCCCAUGAUCCCUAGCUAACAGGACCAGUGGUCGGGGAAGAUGGGAAUUGUAGUCCAAAACAUCUGGAGGGCUGAAGUUUGGGGAUGCCUGCUUUUGAGUUUCUCAGGAUUUGAAUAGGAAUCUCUAGUAAUGCCCUUUCGCUGCUUGGGAACUUUGGAGAUGAUUAGUAACAGUUUUAGUAGUAUUGUAAAGAUGUAGCCCAUUGAGUUGCUUAGCUUGAUAAUAUUUGCAUUACUGAAGCUAAAGAUGAGGAGAUGAAUAUGUAAACUAACUUCUCACGUUGGCAAGUGAUUAAGCAUAAAAAAGGAAAACAAAUUAUAUUGCAAAAUGAACUUGUUCAAACUGGUUUUAGUGUGGCGUGCAGUUUUCAGUCAGUGACUAAUGCAUUUUGUAAGGAUUUGUUAAUAUACUUUUUCAUAAUUCAUUCUGGUCAGCUUGCCACUGACAAACUGCAAAAUAUGCAGGUGCCAUGGGUGCAUUUAUUCAUGAAGAGUGGCAGUGGCAGCCGCCUUCUUACUGAGUGGAGAAAUAAAACUCCUGGGAUUAUUUUCCCCUUCGAAGGCAUUGAGUAUAAUAUAAUCAGUUUAACUUCCUCAGAGUUAUCGGUACUGCUAGAAAAGGAGCCUGCAAUUGGAAGCUGGUGCAUUCUGGCUGUGCCUGUGAGUCAUGUGACUGCAGGGUCUAAAUUGUCAGUUCACUAGUUGGAUCAACCAGUCACUUGCUGAAGGCACAGACCCUGGGAGCUAGGAUCUCCUCUAGCCUAGGUGCUGUGAGCAAACAAGUACUACAGGUGGCUCAAUGUCGCAGUUUCAGAACUCGUGGGAAUUAUACCAGCAGAGUAUACAGAAUGACCUGGAUAUUGAAAUGGAGACCAUGGCACCUUGCUCAGCAUUUCCGGAUCCAGCCAGUGACUUUGACAGGAACAUUCCACGUAUCUGUGGUGUUUGUGGAGACAAAGCUACUGGCUUUCAUUUUAAUGCUAUGACCUGCGAAGGCUGCAAAGGAUUUUUUAGGAGGAGCAUGAAAAGGAAAGCGAUGUUCACAUGUCCUUUCAAUGGCGAUUGUAAAAUCACCAAAGAUAACCGGCGACACUGUCAAGCCUGCCGGCUGAAGCGCUGCGUUGACAUAGGCAUGAUGAAAGAGUUUAUUCUGACAGAUGAAGAGGUUCAGAGGAAACGAGAGAUGAUAAUGAAGAGGAAGGAAGAGGAAGCCCUGAAAGAGAGCCUAAAGCCCAAAUUGCUGGAGGAACAACAGCGGACCAUCGAUAUCCUCCUGGAAGCCCACCGCAAGACCUAUGAUUCCACGUACUCUGAUUUCAACCAAUUCCGGCCUCCUGUGAGACUUGAUUCAGGCAGAAGAAGCACAAGCAGAUCUUCCUCUCUUAUGUCACAAGGUUUCUCUUCCUCAGAAGACUCUUCAGACACUUUCAGCUCCUCCCCAGAUCCCAGGAUGUUAUCGAAUGUGGAACUCAGUGAUGACAGCGAUGAAAGUGCAACCAUGUCCAUGGACUUCUCACACCUCUCUAUGCUCCCUCACGUGGCCGACCUUGUUAGCUACAGCAUCCAAAAAGUGAUUGGAUUUGCAAAAAUGAUUCCAGGGUUCAAAGAUCUAACAGCGGAGGACCAGAUUGCUCUACUGAAAUCGAGCGUCAUUGAAGUAAUUAUGCUCCGUUCAAAUCAGUCAUUCUCACUGGACGAUAUGUCCUGGACCUGUGGCAGCAAUGACUUCAAAUACAAAAUCAGCGAUGUCACUCAAGCUGGGCAUAGCCUGGACUUGCUUGAGCCCCUUGUUAAAUUUCAGAUCAACCUGAAGAAGCUGAACCUGCAUGAAGAAGAACAUGUUCUCCUCAUGGCCAUCUGCAUCCUUUCUCCUGACCGCCCUGGCGUUCAGGACACUGCUCUGGUGGAGUCCAUCCAAGAUCAUCUUUCAGCCAUCCUGCAGACAUACAUUCUCUGCCGACACCCUCCUCCGGGCAACCGCUUGCUCUAUCCCAAGAUGAUCCAGAAACUUGCAGACCUCCGGAGCCUGAACGAGGAGCAUUCCAAGCAAUAUCGCUGCCUCUCCUUUCUUCCUGAGCACAGCAUGCAGCUCACUCCGCUGGUCCUCGAAGUCUUCGGCAACGAGAUCUCCUGACUCGGUGACUGGGAAUGAAACGUGUUAAAGUAAAGGGAGAAGUCAGCCCAGCUUCCCGCUGGUGGCAAACUGAGAGCUUUGGCCCAAGUUGAAAGUUUUGUAUAUUCUGUCGGCAAGAGUUGAUUUUUUUUUCUUUCCACACUACCAGAGGGACUACAUUGUUUGUAUAUCUUCAGCCUCAUAUUUUGCAUUGCUGCUGAGCAGCAGUUCGCAAGCUAGCCCCUUCUCUCUUGCCUAUCAAAACUAGAGAGCUUUCUCACCUGUUGCUUUGCCAUGAUGAAACCGCUUGUUGCUUUCUUCAAUGUUGAGCUUUUCAAGCCAGCAACUGAAACGUCUGGGCUGUGUCUUGAAUUGAAGGUGAAUGGUUGAAUAACAGCUGGUGGAAUUUAAGAUUUGUGAUGGAUUGGACAAGGGAUAUUCUUUCUUUUAACACGUUGAGAGCUUUCGGUUCAGAAUGAUUGUAACAUGCAGGGAAGAGUAACUGUUAUUCUCGGUGCAAAAUGUCCACUCCCCUCACCCCUCUGCUAAACCUCAGAGCUCUUCAGCACUAUAUAAAGUAUUUAUUAACCUAAGAAUAAACAGGAAAAACACAGGCUGUGUACACAUUACCAGCUUAAAAAUGCAGCUAGGUUGCUCUUUUCCUUAAUUUGGAUCGCAGGUGAUUUGGGGGAAAUGCAGGAGAGAUGGAUGAGAGAUACGGAUUACAGAUAAUGCCAUAUGUACACCUCUUCCAUAGUGGGAGUGCAUUGGAUGCAGGGUAAAAUGGUGUGUGUGUGUUCACAGCCAAGUUUACAGGAUUAAAUAACCUGUGUCAUCUUUCUGACUUUUUAUUAGUGUGUAUAAACAUGCCCGGCACAUUGUUGUCACUAAAUAAAUUUGUAAUGGGAGGAAAAUUAUAUUUGACCUAACUGUGCGCUGGUGUAGACACUGUGGGAGUUGAAUCCCUAAUAGCCAAGCCCCUGCUUGGAGCUCAGCAUUGCUUCCCAAGAAAUAAGCCUGCUAACAACUCAUGUCCUGUUUGCAGUGUUCGUUCUUAUACUGUACUGUUUCAGACAUGACCAGCUGCCAAGAGCGGUACAGAACUGGCUUCUCAUCUAGCCAGCAGGCCUGAGUUUGUUCAGGUAACUUAGGGUUACUUUGGAGUGGCAAGGGGGAAACUCCCUUUAUCAGGAUAAGCCACAUGCAAAGUACCGGUAGCACCUAAAUAUUCCAGCCAUCAUAUUGAGAAAUACUCUGCAGAGGUGAUUGUCA